AUGAUUUUUCACUCAAGAACGUCAUCGGUAGAGAGUCUUGUGCCUUCAACUGUAGACAACAAAAGCGGGUGGGCCUGGGUGUUCAUCUUCGUGUCAUUGUCAAUAGUAGCUUUAUCAGUGAUAGUGCGUAUUUCCGUAAGGGAAAAACCAUACAAAGCUGAUGAUGCUUUCAAUUUCCUCGCACAUGUUGUAGCUCUUGUUGUAUGGAUCUUCUGGGCCAUAUCUUUGGUGUAUGGUCUUGGACGGUCCUUCCGCGUUCUUGAUGACAACGAGAUAUCCAACACCCAAUUGUAUUUCUUUUUGAGCUAUGUCUUCCUCAACAUCCCGAUCGCCUUAUCCAAAAUUUCUUUCUUUUUGCUUGUCAAGAGGAUCUUUGCACAAACAGAGUCCAUUUCAGGCAGAGUUUUAGGAAGCACUAUAGGUCUUAUUACUGCAUGGUGUAUUGCUAGCAGUUUUGUCGUACUGCUUAGCUGUUCACGAGCUACUCUUUUGCCAAACGCUGGUGCUGAAUAUUGUGUCGACUCGACAACUGGCUUCAGAGUUAUUGCCGCAUUGGACUGGUUUCUUGAACUGAUCGCAAUGGCAUUACCGAUAUAUGGCUUCUAUUCAACCUCGAAUCCUUGGAAAUAUAUUAAAACUCUUAUCUGGAUGGUUCUUGUGAGAGUUCCGAACAUUGUUCUUUCAGUCAUGCACAUUCUAUUCUACUCCAAGUACAUGAAUGAGCGUCAAUCCGCCAUUGAUAUUGUUCCAACCUUCAUUUGGGCAAUUAACUUACUGACUUACAACCUCAUAUCUGCGACACUUCCAUCACUGAUGAAAUUGACCAAAAUUUUCGGGACCCAAGGCGUAGCUGUGGGUAAUUUUGAUAGCGAACGAGAAGCCGCAGGAACAAAUUCCAAGACAAAUCACAGCCUUGCAAAUUUGGAUGAGUACCGGACAUACCCUCCAUCAACUUUUAGUCGGGAAUCUGAACAGCAUUUCAUAUCAAGUCGACAACGCAAUCCAUGA
This is a messenger RNA of Bipolaris maydis ATCC 48331, 1008 nucleotides long. RefSeq lists its product as uncharacterized. Lineage: Eukaryota; Fungi; Ascomycota; Dothideomycetes; Pleosporales; Pleosporaceae. The record is from RefSeq and is a predicted model, not a curated record.